This is a messenger RNA of Zingiber officinale, 716 nucleotides long. RefSeq names its product 60S ribosomal protein L36-2-like. The record is from RefSeq and is a predicted model, not a curated record. Gene Ontology annotation, molecular function: structural constituent of ribosome. The transcript has 4 exons. Gene Ontology annotation, biological process: cytoplasmic translation. Gene Ontology annotation, cellular component: ribosome; cytosolic large ribosomal subunit. Lineage: Eukaryota; Viridiplantae; Streptophyta; Magnoliopsida; Zingiberales; Zingiberaceae. The coding region runs from base 46 to 492 and encodes 148 amino acids.
GGUAAUUCCGUAAAUAAAAGCAUUAGGAACCCCAUUUGGUAUUUAAUGAAUCGCGUAUCUGCUCCAUUAGGGUUUUUGGUCACGUCGCCGGGUCGGCUGUUGCGUUUUCUUACGUCCUCGUCCGGAGGAGUUCACAUUCUUCUACAUCCAGGCCUUGCAAUGGCCCCCCCUCAGCCGAAGACCGGUCUCUUCGUCGGUCUCAAUAAAGGGCACGUUGUCACCAGGAGGGAGCUGGCUCCUCGACCUUCCAGCCGAAAAGGGAAAACUAGCAAGAGAGUGCAUUUUGUUAGGAGUUUGAUCAGGGAAGUGGCUGGUUUUGCUCCUUAUGAAAAGAGGAUCACUGAAUUACUGAAAGUUGGAAAGGAUAAACGUGCACUGAAGGUUGCAAAAAGAAAGCUAGGUACACACAAGAGAGCCAAGAAGAAGAGAGAGGAGAUGGCUAACGUUCUCCGGAAGAUGAGGUCUGCUGGGGUGAGCGAUAAGAAGAAGUAAUGCUUCUCACUGCAAACUUUAGAAAAUGACUUUGUUUUUAAUCGCAGAUUUUCUUUAUCUAUCAGCAAGUUGUGCUUUUCUGGCAUAUUUUGGUUGACAGCCUCAUGUGGUGUUUGGUUUCGUAAGAACAGUUCGUAGUCACUUGGGCAAACUAUGCUUUUGCCUACAUUAUUCACACUCAUGGUUAUAUUGGAUAUUUAUUGUUUUCCGAGAUUUCUCUAAAA